Porites lobata is the source of this 12312-nucleotide messenger RNA. Lineage: Eukaryota; Metazoa; Cnidaria; Anthozoa; Scleractinia; Poritidae. The record is from the annotation of a GenBank genome assembly.
AUGCAAAGAAGGACUAUCAAGGACAUUUCUGUUGAAGGUUUUCUGCGAAAGAAACCAAGCAAUCGAGUGGUAAGAACGAAUAAUUAUUGCUUUGUUUGUUAAAAAAAAUGUUCAAACGUGACUCGAGGCAUUUUUUUCUUACGUUGUAGGUUUAUUCAAUCAGCGUUACAUGGUCGGAUAAAUCUGCCAAUGUUAUCUAUCGAAGAUACAGCGAAGUUAAAGAACUUGAGGUGAAGAUGAACAUAUAAAAUGGUACUGGCUCCACGAGUGUACUGAGCGGAAUAGACAGUUGAUACAUCAGAAGUUGUUUAAUAAAUAGAGUUGUUUAUUGAUUGAAUUGUUAGCCUGUUCCAGGCGUUCGGAUAGUGGAGUGCGCUGUCCCCACGAUCUGAAGGCCUGGAACAGGCAUGAACAGGCUAUUGAAUUGUUCGAUAAGUUUUCUUUACAAUGUCUUUGGUUUGGACCAGAAUGCUCGUGAGAUCGUGGACAGCAGUUUUCCGGCAGAGCAUUAAAUUUUUUCUUGGUACAGCCUGGGGGAAACCCGUUAAUACGAUCGCCACUGUGGGCAAUUAACCCUGAUUACAUAACGUGUGGCUGUAUUAAAGAGUUUUUUAGAGCAUAAGAUGAGUGACUGUCUUGAAAAUUGGCUCAAAAUAGUGCAGGUCGCAAUAACGAGGCGUUUUUCAGUUUGAAAGAGGUGGGCGUUAAGCCGAAGUCCCCUAUGUACUGUUAUGUAACGUAAUUUAACUUACUUGUGUUACGUUGUUUCUUCUCAAUAAUACAGCUUUCUCUCCUGGAAGAGUUUCCAAGCUAUAAGAAAGAAAUAAUUUCGUCUUCACUCCAAGGUUAGUAGAGACGAGUAAUGAUGACAAUUUGCAUCAUUUAGAUCAUCAAUCACAUUGCACGUAUUUAACCCAUGUGAUUAGGGUGAAUAUAAUACAGAAAUGUUCUACUUUUUAAAGACCUUUUUCGUUUUGUAACGCUAAUGACUGGACACUGAAAGGCUGCAUUUCAUUUAGCAGUUAUGCGCUUAUAAAGAGGCAAUGGCGUUUUGCACGUCCACAUUAAAAAGGGUAGCUUAAACGGGGAACGAUUUGUUAAAAAGUUCUACGUACGAGUGGACAAAAUUAAAAGCUCCAUGCAAACGGAAGCAACAAUGUUAACCAACAUCUCCCAACAUUUUUGGAUGUUACAUGUUACAUUGAAUCCAGCGGCGUUUAGACACCUUGUUACAUGUUCCUGCGAGUUGUUGCGUGUUGCUGCGUGUUGUUUCUGCGUGUUCCUGCGUGUUGUUGCGUGUCGCUGCCUGUUGCUCCUGCGCGUUCCUGCGUGUUGUUGCGUGUCGCUGCCUGUUGCUCCUGCGCGUCCCUGCGUGUUGUUGCGUGUCGCUGCCUGUUGCUCCUGCGCGUUCCUGCGUGUUGUUGCGUGUCGCUGCCUGUUGCUCCUGCGCGUUCCUGCGUGUUGUUGGGAGUUAUUGCUCAAAGUUUGAAACCGGUUAAACUUUUGAUCCAACGACUCCCACCAUUUCUUUUUUUCCGUACAUGAUUUUUUUCGUUCAUGAUUGUUGAAGCGGGGUGUUUCUUAGAGUUGCGGAAACCAUUGCUGAUUCACUUUUGUGUUUGAGAUGUGGGUAUUGUUCAGCAUCUUUUCAAUCUUUUGUAUUACGUCUGUUAUACUACCACAUGGGAAAUUUCUGCAAACUGAUUGGCUUAGAGCAGUAAUAUUUCAGCUUAAUUUGAAAUACCUACAUGUGAAAAUUACAAACCGUUUGCGGGUAGUAGUAUAAACAAAUAAUAGCUUGAUUUGUACGUGAUAUUCGGCAUAAAUACCACUCGUAAUAUUUCAAAAUUGUCACAAAUUUCACUCGCCUAACAGCUCGUGAAAUUACGUAUAACAAUUUCGAAAUAUCACUCGUGGUAUUUAAGCUAAAUAUCACUACAAAUCAUGCUAUUACCUAUACAAAUACUAAAAAACAUCCCCGAAGCGUAGCGUAACAGUGUUAGAUCCGUUUACACAGCUCCUUCCACAUUUUUGGGGCAAAGCAAGCGCGAAGGUUUUCCGAAUCAUUCACGUGUGUAAAGUAUUGUCGAUCGAAUUAUUUUAAUUCAUCAAUAUUGAUGGCAUAAUGGACUGCAAUUCUUAACAUUGUCAUUCUUGGGAGUUGUUGCUCAGCCGUUUGCACACCACUGCCAACGCUUUCCGUUAUGUUCAUUACUGAAGUUAAAUGAUAUGCCGAAAAAGGUUUUGCAUGGUUUCUUCUUCUCACUCUCCUUAUUUUCAUGUUCCCCCAUUUCUUUCCUUCGUAAGAAGAUUCUUGUGACAUUCUCUCACGGCAUACAUUGGUUCAUAUCUUUGUUAUAACUUAACUAAGUCAGUGACCGGUGCUUAGCUCUCAAGAUGAGAAGGGAUCAUUGGAGAAAAUAGAAGAGGGAUUUUCAUUCGAAUGUCAGCACUUUGUUAAAAUUCAGCAGCAAGCAGCAUCACUGUCUCUUCCUAGGGCCCUGUUUUCUUGCCCUCUUAUUUUCCAAACCAUAGCUACAUUUUGUUCCGCUAAUUUUUGAAAACAUUUCUAACCUUCUGUUUUAGAGAGGAGAAAGAUUAACCCAACAAGUGUUCGAAAAAAGGAGGAAAAAAUCAAGAAUUUUAUAUCAGUAAGUUAGCAAGUCCAAGCUCAUUACUUCUUUUGAGAUCUACAAAUUCAAAACACGAGGCUGUGAGAAAUGAAAAUGUUCACAUUUGUUGGCGCUUAAGGCUGUGUUUACACUAUAUCGGAUAACUAGUGCGCUGCCACGAAAAUCAUACAGGAUAGGGAUUCUGCUCACACACGAGAACGGUUGUGGCGCCUCAAUUUUUGUGACAGAGAGAAGUUGCGACGCGCACAUCUCUAAGGCGGAGGGUAACAUAUCGGAUAGGAGUUUUAUACGGUAUAGAGUGAACGUAGUCUAAUUGUUGGACUUUUAACUACAUUUAAACAGUUGCUGGCAGAGUGGGCACUUCUCGUGAAAUUCAGUGUUAUUUAUUACUUUAAAGAAGCUGAUGGCUUUGCCUGAAGAAAUUUCACAGUCACAACCGGUGAUAAGAUUGUUUACCCCAAGAAUUGAGGAUUUAGAGUGGCAAGAAUCUGACCGCACUAAGUAAGUUAAAUUUUUUGAUUAUGUGUGUGAAGGUGUUCAUAAAGGACCUUUGUGCUCUUCGUUUAUUUAUUCAAACACGAGAAAAAGUGUCUCACCUAAUCAAAACAACGAGAGGUGUUUAAAAAGGCAAGACGCAACAGGAACGGACGUCCAUGAGAGAGCAUUAUUCUUCUGAUCAGGCACAAUUAAAAGAAAGGUCUUGUAGCCUCUUAAGCUAUCCCGUCAACCAAAGCCGGGCAGGAAGUGGGGGAUAUUUUUAACAUUUUAGAAGGAAAAAGAAAUCUUUCUGACCAUUUGAGGCUUCCGCCAAUAUCAUGUUAGGCGGAAUAUCAUAAAACUAGGAUCCUAGGCAAUUAAGCUGUAAAAUGGCGAUAACAUUUUUUCAGUCUUGGAAUAGCCUGCGAGCAAGCUCUCCUGGACGCUCUGGCAGCGGGGAGGAAAAGGAGGGAGAGUUUGCAAAUACGUCUCUCUCUGGAAUUUGAAUUCCCCUGUGGCUCCCCGUCGAGUGAGCUGUCAGAUUUCUGCCAAUCAGCGCGAAGCGGAAACGAGCGCGAAUGAAAACAAACAUUGAAAAACACGUGCCAAGGGUAGUGACGUCAUUACUAAUGUCAUUUCCGUCCAACCAGCUUUGCGCAUCGAAUUUUUCUAUGCAGAUAUUCAAAAUCCGGUGACGUAGUUGCAAGCUCUCUCUUUCCUUUCCCGCCACUCCGCCAGAACGCCACGGAGAGCUUGCUCGCAGGCUAGUCUUGGAAGAUCAGUCACUCAGAUUAGAUGGCCUUUGAAGGCUAGGAGAAUGGUCAAUUAUUUAACACUCCCCCCUCUGAUGUGUAACCCAGGUGCAUAAAGCAACUUCAUUUAGAUUAAGCGGGAAGAAUUUCUGCUGUUUUCACCGGUGCUGCCCAUGCACUCUUUUGUCGACCUUUACGAGCCUUGAAAUCCCACUCCUCCUGAAGAAAUUAUAUGAAACAUUCCUGUACUUAAUAAUUUGCCCGCAGGGAUCAAAAAAAGGCGAAGUCCAAAUCAAGGCGGUAUUUCGUCAGAAAGAUUUCAGCUAGGAGGAAAUCUUUAAAAGAAGGUAAGAAAGAUUAUGUCGAUUCAGAAUUUUUCCCUGGGAGUGUACAGAAAACGCACCGCGAGAACUGUCUUUUGGCGGUAACUGACAGGUCUGACAGUCUUUGCAAAAGUAACCAUAAGAAUUCUGUAAGGUCAGAUAAUUCAAUAAUAAAACUCUUAAUAAACUAGUUGUUGAUCUGAAUGGUCAAUAAGCCGCCAUAUCAUAUUAUAUUGGCCAUCUAUAAGGCAAGCAAUGAUGUCACUGACUGUGAAGGUUCUUAAUAUGUUGGGUGCGUUUCGAUCCGUCUCUUGUGAUUGUAACAUCUUUCAGUGUCUGGCCAGCUAAAUUUGUCGGUUUUUGAAGACAUCUUCUAUCUUCUUCUUAUAGUCUAGCAAAAAAUACGCGCAGCUCAAUGUAUACUACGGAGAUGCUAAGUGGUCUUAGUGGCUUGAGCACAGUUUAGUUGUAGUAAAUUUUCUUAUCUAGAUUGCAAGGGGCUAUGUCAUGCACUAUUAUUAACCACAACAAAAUAAGCUUUUAAUUUGAAAGAAAAGCCUUUUUAUGAACCAAAUACCUAAAAAGGCGAUUUCCAAUUAGACGUCACACUCCCAUUUUACGCUUAUAACUUGGUAAUGUUUCGUUUCUUUCCGUUUUUUUUUAUUCUCAGGCAACAUUGGGGAGCCUGCGCUUCUGGAGCAAUAUAUGGUUCUCAAGAAUUACAAGAAGCAGUACCACAACGACAUCAAACUUACUAAUGGUUUCACAGUGGAUGUUAUUGAAAAGCAUGAAAGUGGUAAGGAUUUUUUUAAAAUUGUAAUCAUAAGAGAGAAAUAACUUCCUUUAACAAACAAGUUAAAUCAUGUACGCAGAAAUGCUCUUUAUUGACUUUAGAGCUGUCUUCUUAUUAUCCUCUUAUCCGAGACUGGACCUUAAGCAAAUCGUUGCGGACAUCACAACUAACCUGCUCUGCCUAGAUAUGUAAAUAGUCAAUUAAGUACUUGUCUGGUUGUGUUCUUUAUUGCAGGCUGGUGGCUUGUAGAUUGCGAUGGUGAUAUAGGAUGGGUACCAGCUUCAUUUAUGCAGCCUACAGCCAGUGGAACUAACAAUAAUGACGACGACAUCAUUACUGAGUCUUUUCCUCCUGGACGAGGUAGGAUUUCACUAAUAAUUCACCUUGUAGGACAAAAACGGUAUCACUGAAAAGCCCCGCAGGGGAGUGUACAAUAAAAUUCUCACUCUUACUCUUUCCUUUACUCUAUAUCUCGUGCUGUAGAGGGUAAGUGGGUGGGAUAACAGUAGAAUUUAAGUAUCUGUCCAAAAUCUGCCUUUUCAUAUAUGGAUAAAACAACUUGAGAGCUGAGUCGACCAAAGCCGGCAUCGACAUGCGCAUGAGUCCAUCGCGGCAACCGCCGCAAUGCCAAGGACGACCACCUACCCAUUAUGCAAUGCGCACAUCUCUGAGAGGUUGAGCUAGUCUCGUUCAAACAAAUCAGUAUAAGGCUAGCGCCCUGUCAAAACAAUACAGCCAAGCUUGAAUAAUAAGAGGCUACAGGCAGACUACUUAUAAAUGCUUGGCAUACAAGCUAAGACGUCGACUAAGUCCAAAAAGGAAAAGGGCUAUAUAUUUGUGUUAACUUUAACAAAUCGAUAACAAUUUUCCUCGGACUGUACUCUUAUCGACUAUAGAAAUGACUUCAAAACUUUUAAAACUCAAGUGGAACCACGAGCCACAGACGAGUGGUUUCACAGCAAAGUUUUCAACAUUUUGACUUCAUUUCUAUGGUCGAUAAGAGUACAGACCUUGGAAAAUUGUUGUCGAUUUGUUUUUUACAACAGCAUUUACAGUUUUUGACGUCCAUUUAGGUUGCAGUUUCUCGGGAAAUCUUGCGCGAAGAAAGAGAAAAACAAAUUGCGCCACCAUCACGUCAUUGCCACUGUCUGUACUCUUAUCGACCAUAGCUCUCGACCAAUCACCGCGCGAGAAAUCGCUCGGUUAUUGUAACAUAUGACUUGGAAUAAAAAGAUACCAUUUAUAUCAAAAGUACCAUCAUCAUUCCAUGUCUCUUAUUCUUUCCUUUUUUUUCCUUCUAUUACGCAGGCGAACUGCACAUGACAACUCAGUCGUACGAGGCAAAGAAUGAGGACGAACUAAGCUUUGACAUAGGCGUGCACCUUGAAGUGAUCGAAAAAACCCUGGAUGGGUGGUGGAGAGCAAUGUAAGAAUGAUUAAAAUUGCACUAACAGGCUAAUCUUUACUCUAAACAGAAACUCGAUCUUUAAAGCGUACCCAAGGCAUUGAAAUAAAGUAUUAAAAUAGCUAAGGGAGGUUCCCCCCGAUCUCUCUUAUUCGCUUUCGUCUUUCAUUUUACAUGCCCCGACAUUUUUUUCCAGUUUUUCUUCACUUUCAUAUUCUUGCUUCGCUUUGAAGUGCUUAUUUUAACCUUAACCCAUGCAACAGACAACUGUAUUGAAACUUUGCGUAAGCAAAUCGCCUACCGCAAUACAUAAAAGAGACAUUCAGUUUGGUUAACACGACAGAAACAGAGUGAUCAUAAUCAACACGAGCUGAAAAAUAAGGGUCAGGCAGUAUUUACUUUAACCUUGUCUUUUGCAAACAUGAGUUUAAAGGAAGGCAAGUAAACAUGCAAUAUGACAUACUCGUCUCUUUUAACUAUCUCUAAUUAUCGAUCUUUAUCAGUUAUAUGGAUAAGGAGGGCCUAGCACCUGCUUUGUACCUGAAGAGGCUUGGUUCCGCAGCCGGCGCUGCCCAAGUGGGUUUACGGCGAAAGUCUGGCAUGAGCAUGUGGCUUAGAGAGAACACAGGCGACAUUGAUGAGACUCAUUCACCCAACGGAGUCAUGGCUGGUACAUCAAACCGUAAGUAAUAAGUGAUUGGAUAGUUUGCUUUCAUGAAAUAGCAGAGACUAAUAUUGAAAAACUAGUUCGUGUCCCAAGUGACCAUAAUAAUCAUUCUAAGAGGAGUAAGUUAUCUGCCUCAACCCCACAGAAGAAGUUAAAUUCUUAGAUAUGGAAUGUCUAGUCAGUGCAGGGAGGAAUCUAUACAUUUCCUACUGCUUGUGUCUUAAAUAUCGUCGGCGCCGAAUGAUAUAAGAAAACGCGAAUAACAGUUAAUGCCUAUAUAUCUCUUGUAAAAAGUUUAGCACGAUUUAACUGUUUUGAUUUCAGUUUUAGUACCUGUCUGGAAUGGAUCUCGACGACACAGUUCAAGUGAGGUAAGCCCUGAUUAGCUGGCCAGGUAGCUUAGUCUUGAGUUUGAUUUCUAGAGAAGGUGUAAUACUCAGGGUCUUGAAGAAGUUGGUAUUAAAAAGAUUAAGCACCACGGCAGAGGUAACCACUUGAACUGUUUUUCCCGCCAUUUAUAAAUGUAAAGAGGUUGGUUACACGUUAUUGGAAAACGCGAGUAACAAAAGGAAUUCAGUUUUUAUCGCUGCUGAAUACAUUAGGCCACCUCCCAAAAUAGGGUAUAUAAUUUAGUACGAGUCUGUCCUAAACAGGGUCAUAAAAUUGAGGGUUUUGUCCUUAACAGUUUGUGUAUUUUAGGAAUUUUUUGUCCUAAACAGGGCCAGGGCUUCAAUUUAGUCGAGUUUUUAAACAUUAGGGUUCGUGGCCUUAUAAUUCUGUUUUAAUGCUGUUUUAUUUCAUUUUGCACCUAAAAAAAGUGAGUCCAACGCAAUGUCAAAUUACAUACCGCAGAAUGCUGACUAUUCAGAUUAUUCCAACGUUAAACUUCUUUAUAUCCUAGGUGGAGCUGUUUUCAUCAGCAGAAAAGGUCCGAGAAACCAGAGCGUCAAAUCGUCGUUCAAUGAGUUAUAAUGAUAUAAGAGACGCGCUGCCCAAUCGCGGGCUCUAUAUUUCAGAGCAAGACCUGCGCGUUGCAGAUCUUCAAGAAAAAGGAAGCUGUAAGAAACAAAGUCGCUCAUUAAGCUUUACGUCAGUGGGCCUCAAGGAGUUUGCAAGCAAAAAGAAAGCAGAAGAACAGUUCUGUAAAUCUUUAACCUCAUUAAACUUUAGGAAAAGUUCUACCCAGUCCGAGCGUGGUUUUCUCAAAGCAGAGGUUAAGGACGAAAAACACCGUCCACGCAGUCCCUCCUUUAGUUUUUUCUCGAGGAAUAUCAAGGACCUUUCUAAUAAAGGAAAGCGGGCGGAAAAUGUUGCAGCUGAAAUUAGUGACACCGUAGAUGCCACCAACAAUAUCGCAUCGUUUCUAGAAUUACCAACGAGACCUUUGGUAUCAAGCCCAAUUGUGAGAAGACGUUCUUCUGCGUUAAGCCCAGUCCAGAAGUUGAAAAAUGAAUCUUAUGAAGAACCCAGCAUGAAGUUGUGUCCCCUGCCGAAAAUUUGUAUAACGCCAUCCCAUAGUGAUACAGAAGAUGUCCCAGUUACUUCGUGCAUGCAGGGUGAUGAAGAAUGCCAAACGUUAGUUGAUUUUUUUAGUGAGAACUUGGUCAUUCAGGUUGAUAGAGGAGACGAGAAGAGAAAUGAUACCCCAGAUGAAGAGUUUCGAAAUAAGCGGUUGCAUGAAUUGAAAGCCUGUGAGAAUAUGAAGAAACACGAUAAACAUCAUUCAACAGAGAAACAACAACAAGUAAGCAAGCGUUCCGAUAUUCAAGAAAUAAAAGCUGAGGAACCGUUUGAGGAUUUUUGUGAAAUAAGAGAGCUAAAGAAAGGAAUACAUGGAAUGCAGCUCAGUAAAAGGAAGGAAGACAUUGACGUGGUAGGUCAGAGGAGAAGCACCGCUGAUGAUGAGAGAGACCUGGAGACUCCUGUUCAAGCAGAGAAGUUUUUAUUGAACGAAGCAAGAAAUUCAGGUUCGAAAGAUUCAUUCCAGGCAAAUCACAUCACCUAUUACGCUGUCAGCCCGUACGAAGCUCGGGAACCCUGGGAAAUAACACUCUACAAAGGGGAUGAGGUAAAAGUGGAAAAGAAAGCUCGCAGUGGAUGGUGGUUAGUACGAGUAAAUGAAGUUGUUGGAUGGGCACCUUCUAAUUUCCUGGCUGACGUAACAAGCACAUAUCAGAAUGAGGAUAGCCCUGUAAAUGAUGAAUCAGGCGUCAAUCAAGGAAGAAAGCAGCCAGACUGUGAUGGCAGUGAGUACGAAAGCAGUGAUGGUAGCGAAGAUGACAAUGUUGAUCGUGGCGUCGAUUAUGAUGCUGCUGUUUGCGCUGAUGAUGAUGAUGAUGAUGAUGAUGAUGAUGAUGAUGAUGGUAGUGAGUACGAUGAUGGCGGUAAAUACGAAGGCGACUACGAUGAUGUAUACGAUAAUCAUGACGAUAAGAAUAGCAAUGACAGCGAUAGAUAUGACGAUGAUGAUGAUGAUGAUGAUGAUGAUGAUGAUGAUGCUGAUAAUGAUGAUAACGUCUUUGAUAGCAGUAAGUUUUAGGAACGAUUUUAUGUUUUACUCGGUUCCGUACUUUUCCAGUGGAAAUAACCUUUCAACAUAAAAAUUGUCUGUAGUAUCACUUUCACAUAUAUUUUUUAUGUAUCAUGCGGCAUUUAGCAUAUGGAGCCAACAAGGAAGCUCUUAAAACGAGUUGUUUAAUUAGCUAACAGUAGUUUAAUGACCCAAGAAACUUCCCUAAAAACACGAACAGAGGUGUUGUCUGCAAAGGCCAGUGACCAUGUUAGUGAAAAAGGUGUAAACUGCAUUGCUCAAACGUUCGCCGGCAAUUCAUGUGGUAUGGGCUAUUUUCAUCUUGAUUGCAUUUAAAAGCAUUUUCUGCAGUUUGUGGUCUCUAGUCUAAUCAGUAAGGGUAGGUGCGUGUAAAAAUAUUGCCAAAAAUAAUAAGAAAAGCUUUAGUUCUGUGAUUGUGUAUUCCACCUUUUUUUAAACCCAGCCCUGUUCGAAUUGUCUCAGUUUUUGUAAUGUCAGUUUAUAUUUGCACGAUUUGAGUUGUAUGUGUGUUUUAUUAAAUCAAUUCAACCCGCUAAAUAUUCUUAAUAUGUUUUGAAUCGUGAACAAAACCCUUAAAAUUUCAUGACUGAAUAUUACUCAUCUGUUAAGUCCUGUGUUUUUGAAUUUGUUUCAGGAAGAGCACACAUUCGGAGGUUGGCCGCCUGGAAGCAGCGACAAUUUUCGGCUGUAAGUGUAAAACAGCCAAUAGAGGAUAUCCAUUGCGUUUUUACCUCUAAAUUGUGUAAUUAUUAUAAUCGGACCCGCUAGACACUAGAAGGGUUCUUUCCCUGCGAAUAGGGAGCAAAUCCUGAUAGCGUCCCUGUUUUCGAUGCCUGCCCCUGCACAACCCUUUUUUCAGGACCGAGAACUGGUAUCUAUUUUGUGCCGUAGCUGAUUUACCAGACUGAACAUGCAGUAAAAUCUCUUUUCCAACCUUCCUUCCUGUCCGACGCAAUUAAAAUUUGAAAUUUUACCAGCCAUAGACAGUAAAAAAUUCGAGAAAAACACGUAGUGUACAAACUGAUCUGAGAUAUGCGUUACUGACCUUGCUUGAGGUUAAGAUGGCUGGAUAAAAAGUCCUUUUACAUUUUUAUGAACACUGCCCACGUACUCCUCCCCUAAGCCAACAUUAACACUUCCUUCUCACUUAGGGCAAAAUGUUGGUUUAGGGGAAGGGGUAGGUGGGCAGUUUCCCUGAAACGUAUAAUAAGCCAAUAUCUAGUCUCUACAUUGACUGAACGGUGGCAAGUUAGGUCAAUAAAGGAUUUUUUAUAUGGUCAACGAGGCAACUUUUUCUUAGCGCGAACAACGCGGGAAAUCCCUAUUGGGUAACAUUAAGGCAAAUCUUAACCACUUGGCAGCUAGCCAAUCCGCCAGCACGGGAGUCGCCUCAUACUGCUCUUUCGGGCCAGUGCUAAGCUGUGCUAAUAGAAUUUCUUUCAUCAAUUUUAACCCUUUAACCCCUAAAAGUGACCAAAAUUGAGAAAAACUUCAAUUUCCCAGCUCCUCAAUUUAAAAAAGGAGGUAUUGGUGCCAUAUACUCAUAGAAAAGUAUUGAAGUUAUAUUUAAAUCGCCACCCUAUUUUAAAGAGUCAUUUCCACGGAUUAUGCUGUGUACCUACUAAUUAUUCAUUCUGAGUUCCCAGUCCUAUGCAUUCGUUUCAAAUACAUCGUGACGUUUAUUAGGGCCACGAAAAAUACGAAUGAAAAUAUGUCGUCUUGUCAGUCCAUUGUAAUGGUUAUUGAUAUAUAUAUUUAUCCAACUUUCAAAGGUUCAAAAGCGAGGAAGUUUGGUCGACUCCUACAAGGAAACACGUGCCUCGAAAUGGGCCCCUGGUAACCACUUUUGGCUUGAGCCAACAAGUUACAGGGGCCGUACUGUCAUCAGAAGCUCAUCCGAGACAGAGAGUUCCUCUAACAAUAGUACGAGGCAAAGAAGAAGAGAUAGUAGACAAUACAGAGCCUUCUUCGAUAACAAUCUACGCUAUAGGAAGAGAGGAUUGAGUCAGGGGAGACGCCGUUUCGACUCGUUCAGACCAAACAGGGAGGAAGGUUUUAUGCUUCCUGAAGCCAAGGAUUAUUCAGCCUCUAAAGGGAAGGGUGGCAAGAAAAGAUCUCCGUUAAUAAAACAGCAAAGAGUGGCUUCAUAUGAUUCCGGAUAUCCCGCAGAAGACGAGAGAAGAAAGGGAAUCAAGACGAUUAAACAGUCUGUCUCGCAAGGUAGUGCUAUGGUCAGCAAUAAGAUGCGGCAUCCGGCAUUAUGCAGAAAAUGUCGAACUCUCACUACAGAUGGUUAUGCUGUCGGAAAUUGGUUUACACCGGAUUUGAAUGCCUGUGAAUAUUCAGAUGACGAGGUGUUUGACGAUAUCAGGCGAAGUGAUUCUUGGUGCGGUGAUUUUGAAGUUCCCCCGUAUAAUCUUCGAGAGAGGAGGGAAACGAGGGCAAGAACAAAUUGUCACGAAAAUCGAUAUAAACCCAAAGCCACCCCAAACAACUCAGGACACCUCACUCGAGAACGCAGACAUAGAAGUGCUUAUCAAGCCAUGGCCAUGUAUCAAGCUAUGUCGGAAAACGAGAUUGAUCUUUAUGAAGGAGAUAAAGUAAAAGUUAUCCGUAAAAGCAGGAGCGGUUGGUGGUACGUGAAUAUUGAUCAUGAAGAAGGCUGGGCACCGUCAAACUUCCUGAAACCAAUUCCGUGGUGUGGCAAAUAA